Messenger RNA from Rodentolepis nana, 348 nucleotides. The record is from the annotation of a GenBank genome assembly. NCBI's taxonomy places the organism in Eukaryota, Metazoa, Platyhelminthes, Cestoda, Cyclophyllidea, Hymenolepididae.
AUGAACCUUUCGCUUGUUAUUCAUGAUAAGGUGGAGCUAGUGGAAUGCGAUCUCCACUUGCUCCUUGGUUUAUCUCCUGGAGUAAACUUCUUACUGGAAACCCGAAUCUACGACCUUGAAUCGAAACUCCAGACACUCACGCAUGAGUUGGAACAACAACCUCCACCUUCCUCGAAAGUCAAUGGUGUCUCUGUAUCUGUCGACGCCGUCUUCGAUAAGCUUGCUGCAGCUGAAACACGUUCUGAGGAAUUAGUGGCUGAAGUCAAACGUCUCCAGUCAGCAUUGGGUAACUCUGAGGCUCUUUUCACUGAAGAGGAGAAACGAUCAGCUCAACUCUCCAAGUCGUAA